UGCUCUAAAAAAAAGGCAGGAUCUUGUUACAGUGACUGAAAACAAAGCUGUGAAACAUUAGUGAGCCUAAAGUUGAAAAUCAGAGAAAUGAAGGAGAAGAUCAGCAGCGUUCUGGCGCUUUCUGCGUUAUUCACUCUGACGUGUUUCUCCGUGUUUUUACUCCACAGCAAAGACACUUUUUUGGUUUUUCCUUCGGUGCCGCAGCAGGUGGUGAAAAACACCAGGAGUGUUUUUGGAGCGAUGAUGGAUCGUGUUUGGGUAACAAAGACCCCAGACGUCUCCCUGAAAACAGCAGCAACCUCUAAACCUCUGGAUCCGUGUCCCGACACGCCUCCGUCUCUGGUGGGUCCACUUCUGGUCGAGUUUGAAACCAAACGAAGUCUGGAGUUGGUCAGGAAUCAGGUGGGGUCUCUGCUGCAGCAGGGAGGACGGUACAAACCCCCGAACUGCACCGCAAGGCACAAGGUGGCUGUUAUCGUCCCGUUCAGAAACCGCUCUGAACACCUGAACCACUGGCUCUACUACCUCCAUCCGGUCCUGAUGCGUCAGCAGCUGGACUACGGUGUGUACGUCAUCAACCAGGACGGAGACGGACCGUUCAACCGGGCCAAGCUGAUGAACAUCGGAUUCAAUGAAUCGCUGAAGGAAUACGAUUACGACUGUUUCGCCUUUUCGGAUGUAGACCUGGUGCCAAUAGACGACAGGAACCUCUACAGAUGUUCUGACCAUCCCAGACAUUUAUCAGUCGCUAUAGAUAAAUUUAACUACAUAUUAUCCUCAAAAACAGCCUUUGGUGGCGUCUCCCUGCUGACCCAGGAGCAGUUCCUGAAGGUCAACGGUUUCUCAAACACGUUCUGGGGCUGGGGCGGCGAGGACGACGACCUGUACAACAGGAUCCUCCACAGAGGAAUGUCCAUAACUCGGCCGGACGCUAAGAUUGCAAAGUACAAGAUGAUCAAACAUGGAAGAGACUUGCACAAUGAGGUGAAUCCAGAAAACGCUGUGAAAACACAAAAAACAGCAGAGAAUAUCGACACUGAUGGACUAAAUUCACUCAACUUUACUGUCAAAGAGAUUAUGAAGGAUGUACUGUACACUUUAAUCUCUGUGGAUGUUCAGUCGCCAUGAUGAUGAACAUCAGAAAUGAAUAUUAAAGUGGAACGGCUGUACUUACGGCUUCGCUUUGAGACGUGUGUGUUUUCCCAAACACUGCACAAGUUAAAUUUAUGAGCUUUGUUUAACAAAUAUCACAGGUAGUUUUUACUUAACAACAAACAGGAUAUUAAUUGAUACUUCAGCAUCUGCCAGCAUUUUUCCUUCCUGAAGGAAAAACUGUUUGUCCAACAAGUUAGUUUUACUCUAAUCUUCCCUUUUCUCUUUGUCUCUGUUAAAUAAUGUGUUUGAAUCUUCGGAGUGCAGUUUUGUAUUUAUCAGAGUAGUUUCUGUAUUUCCUGAAGCUGCUCAGCACCAAAUGUUUACAAAGUAAAGUGAAGGAGUCCUUUCUGUCUGUCACCUUUAUGUCGAUAUAAAACUCAUAAUUCUUGGUAAAACAUGGGCCAAGAAAGGAAAACAUCUGUUCAAAAAGAUCCUGCUGAUAAUAAAAAUAUGUUUACAUCCGUUUAUCAA
Messenger RNA from Poecilia reticulata (guppy), 1626 nucleotides. RefSeq names its product beta-1,4-galactosyltransferase 1-like. Gene Ontology annotation, molecular function: beta-N-acetylglucosaminylglycopeptide beta-1,4-galactosyltransferase activity; cytoskeletal protein binding. NCBI's taxonomy places the organism in Eukaryota, Metazoa, Chordata, Actinopteri, Cyprinodontiformes, Poeciliidae. Gene Ontology annotation, cellular component: Golgi apparatus. The record is from RefSeq and is a predicted model, not a curated record. Gene Ontology annotation, biological process: carbohydrate metabolic process; protein N-linked glycosylation.